AUACAAAAAGUGCAGAUUGGCUCGUAUCUGAUUGACGUAUGGUACCUUGCGCCGUACCCAGAAGAAUACAGCCACUUGGAAGUGCUAUACAUUUGUGAGUUCUGCUUGCGUUACAUGAAAAGUGCAUUUGUGGCAAAGCGACACAAAGCAAAAUGCCCAAUGAAGCAUCCACCAGGAGACGAAAUAUAUCGCGACGGCAUGCUUUCUGUAUUCGAAGUGGACGGACGCAAAAACAAAACUUACUGUCAAAACCUGUGUCUAUUAGCCAAAAUGUUUUUGGAUCACAAGACUUUGUACUACGACGUCGAGCCAUUUCUGUUUUAUAUCUUGACAGAGAUGGAUUCCCAAGGCUGCCAUUUUGUCGGCUACUUUUCAAAGGCAUGUCGACCUUCAAGACACAGAAUGGACCGAAGAUCGCUACUGGAUUACAAUCUAUCAUGCAUCAUGACGUUACCGUCCUAUCAACGUAAAGGUUAUGGCCAAUUCCUGAUUGAUUUCAGCUACAUGCUGUCUCGCAAGGAAGGCAAAGUUGGAACGCCAGAGCGCCCACUUUCGGAUCUUGGACUAUUAAGCUAUCGCAAGUACUGGACUCAAGCUCUCUGUGGUGAGCUAGAAAAGAUGCCUGCUAGUAGUAUUGAAGAGCUGAGUAAAGCAACAUCAAUUGCGGUUGAGGAUAUAGUGUUCACGCUCAGAGUAAAUGGCAUGCUGAGACGGCGGCGGUCAAGUGAGGAUUAUGAUGGUGACGACGACAGCAUUGACUGGGAAAACUGCUAUUACGAAAUUGAAUUGCUCCCAGACCAUCCUUGUUCAGAAAGCAAAAAGAAGCUGCGCCCGGUAGCCAAGAUGGAAUCAUUAACAUGGGUACCGUUCAUGGUUGCAGCAGCGCGUGAUGGAACUCAAGCUGGUGUAUUGAAUGUGCCCCGAGGAGCAUCAGCGACUGCAACGGCUGCAGCAAUGCCAUCACCUGUACGAACAUCACCGCGAAGGAGACGCAAGUCGACAUCUUCAUAUUCAAGUGCAGGUAGUCAACGAAAGCGGAGACGUUGAUUCUAAUACCAUGGCCAACUUUCCAAUAUCUUUCACCUCCACCCUUCAUCCACCUCCUCCUAGUAACUGCUCCCAAUAAAUAUGCUUUUACUAGCGGUCCCUGCCUCGCUUCGCUCCGCGUCAUUCAACGGGAACGCGUCGCAAGGGUAAUCCCUAUAUACAGUCAUUUCAGAAAGUAAUGCCGCUGGAUUAUAAGUUUUGAAUCGUGCCAAAAAUUUCUUUGUUCAACAAUGAUGUCAAUCAUCCAAAAUAAGGUCGUGUUUGGAUUGGAUGAACCUUGUUUAUUUUUGCUGGUCGCUUAAUAAUUGCCAUCUCCCCCUUAUUUAACAGACAUUUAAAAUGAGUAUGCAAUCAAUUAGAAAUUUGGAUAAGAAUAUGGGCAUUGCUAUCAUCAAUAAACUAAGCACUUGUAACGAUGAAGAGUAAACUGGAAAAGAGACAUAGCAAGGUUGAGGGAAGAAAAAGUUGAAGGUUAAU
Molecule: messenger RNA, 1524 nt
Organism: Zychaea mexicana
Lineage: Eukaryota; Fungi; Mucoromycota; Mucoromycetes; Mucorales; Lichtheimiaceae
Product: acyl-CoA N-acyltransferase
Exons: 4
Biological process (GO): regulation of DNA-templated transcription
Molecular function (GO): histone acetyltransferase activity
Source: RefSeq, a predicted model, not a curated record